Lodderomyces parapsilosis is the source of this 1593-nucleotide messenger RNA. It is a transcript of the gene GUA1, whose product is annotated as GMP synthase (glutamine-hydrolyzing). The transcript has a single exon. Gene Ontology annotation, molecular function: GMP synthase (glutamine-hydrolyzing) activity; GMP synthase activity; ATP binding. Gene Ontology annotation, cellular component: cytosol. NCBI's taxonomy places the organism in Eukaryota, Fungi, Ascomycota, Pichiomycetes, Serinales, Debaryomycetaceae. The record is from RefSeq and is a predicted model, not a curated record. Gene Ontology annotation, biological process: GMP biosynthetic process. Bases 1 to 1593 code for a protein of 530 amino acids.
AUGUCUACCAAUCUUGAGGAUGUACCAAUCGAAGUUUCCAAAGUUUUCGACACCAUCUUGGUGUUGGACUUUGGUUCUCAAUAUUCCCAUUUAAUCACUCGUCGUUUGAGAGAGUUUAACGUUUACGCUGAAAUGUUGCCUUGUACUCAGAAGAUUUCUGAGUUGUCGUGGAAACCAAAAGGUAUCAUUUUGUCUGGAGGUCCAUACUCCGUUUAUGCUGAUGAUGCACCACAUGUUGAUCAUGAUAUUUUCAAAUUGAAUGUUCCAAUCUUGGGUAUUUGCUAUGGAAUGCAAGAAUUGGCUUGGAUCAAUGGAAAAGGUGUUGCCAGAGGUGAUAAAAGAGAAUAUGGUCCUGCUACUUUACGCGUUGAGGAUAAGGAAUGUGCCUUGUUUAAAGAUAUUGAUCACUCGCAAGUUUGGAUGUCACAUGGUGAUAAAUUGCAUGCUUUGCCAACCGGUUUCAAAGUAGUGGCCACUUCAGACAACUCUCCAUACUGUGGUAUCUCCAACGAGACUGAUAAAAUCUAUGGUAUCCAAUUUCACCCUGAGGUUACCCACACUUUGCAAGGUAAACAAUUGUUGAGAAACUUUGCUGUAGACAUUUGUCAAGCUCAAACCAACUGGAGUAUGGAAAACUUUGUUGACACUGAAAUAGCCAGAAUUAGAAAAUUGGUUGGACCAACUGCCGAAGUUAUUGGUGCCGUUUCUGGAGGUGUUGACUCAACUGUUGGAGCCAAGAUCAUGAAAGAGGCUAUUGGAGAUAGAUUCCACGCUAUUUACGUAGACAAUGGUCUCAUGAGGUUGAACGAAACUGAGAGCGUGAAAAAGACUUUGGAUGAGGGGUUGGGUAUCAAUUUAACUGUGGUUGAUGCCGGUGACUUGUUCCUCGGAAGAUUGAAAGGAGUCACUGACCCUGAGAAGAAGAGAAAAAUUAUUGGUAACACUUUCAUCAAUGUAUUUGAGGAAGAAGCUGCCAAGAUCAAACCACAUGAUGGUUCAGAGGUUGAAUACCUCUUACAAGGAACUUUAUACCCUGACGUCAUUGAAUCCAUCUCAUUCAAAGGACCAUCUCAAACUAUCAAAACCCAUCAUAAUGUUGGUGGUUUGUUAGAGGAUAUGAAAUUGAAAUUGAUUGAGCCAUUGAGAGAAUUGUUCAAAGAUGAAGUCCGUCAUUUGGGAGAAUUGUUGGGAGUACCACAAGAUUUGGUUUGGAGACAUCCUUUCCCAGGUCCAGGUUUGGCAAUCAGAGUCCUUGGUGAAGUCACUAAAGAACAAGUUAAGAUUGCUCGUGAAGCAGAUGCCAUUUUCAUUGAAGAAAUUAAAAAGGCUGGCUUGUACAGGCAAAUUUCACAAGCUUUUGCUGCUUUGUUACCAGUUAAAUCUGUUGGUGUUAUGGGUGACCAAAGAACUUAUGAACAAGUUAUUGCCUUGAGAGCCAUUGAAACCGUUGAUUUCAUGACUGCAGAUUGGUUUAUUUUUGAUGCUGCAUUCUUGAAGAGAGUAGCAUCCAGAAUUGUCAAUGAGGUUGACGGAGUUGCACGUGUAACCUAUGAUAUCACUUCCAAGCCACCAGCUACUGUUGAAUGGGAGUAG